Molecule: messenger RNA, 1314 nt
Organism: Ceraceosorus bombacis
Lineage: Eukaryota; Fungi; Basidiomycota; Exobasidiomycetes; Ceraceosorales; Ceraceosoraceae
Source: the annotation of a GenBank genome assembly
GUGAAGAGCGGAAGACGAGCUUGAAGCGGAUCUAAAGAGGGGCGACCAAGGCGCUGACCUGAAGACCAGAUUCUAGGCCUGGCACGGAUGUUGCACGCUUGCAGUGCGGGUCGAGAGGGCGAAGCGGGCUGAACGCUUGGUGGCGACGACAGGUGUUACCGCCUACGCCUCAAAUCGCCAACAAGCGAAGCGCUCUGCGCGAAAGACGUCACUGCUUGGCGAUUGAGUAGAGACGGCUGGCUGAGGGGUUAGAAGGCGCAGCGCCGAAUGAAGCCUUGUAAUUGUGGUCGCAAGGCGAGUUGUGUAUCGAUAGCUCAGUGAGAUGGCUGAGGCUUCGCAGUUGGUGCGCCUGAGCUCGGGCCGGGGAGUGAGAGCAGCACAAUGCCUCAACAGGAGACCCCUUCAACAAAUGCGCUUCGCGGUGACUGAAUGGUAUCAAGCAGGUCACAGGUACUCAAGGGAGACGCGGCGGCAUGCGACGAAAGAGGAGAGGAAACGCGUGGAUCUGAGUGAGGUACGCAGGGUACUCUACACGCAGCGCGGAGGGGAGAAUCUUGCGCGCGACAGUCGUGAACGGUCCACCCACCUGCUCAGCGUCGAGAGCUUUCUGAUCAAACGUCAAGACGACCUCUUCGACGAGAUGGCGCCGACGCUCACGAGUGAUGAUGGCUAUGCGGCCAACAGAGUCUGCCGCUGGUACCCAACCGUGGCUGCGAUGAGGCGCGUAUACGGACACUGCUUUGUGAGACCUGCCGCCACGCGUUCAUUAAAGCUCGUAGUUGGCGAGUUUGACGAAGGAAAAAAAAAGAAGAGGAACCAAUGCGGAGCUGGGGUGCGCGGCGCACGCUGUUGAUGCCUCGCAAAACAAGAAGCGUCAGAGUGAAUGCCGCGUAUAUUGCGAGAGCGCCACCUUGAUUGUCGAUGUUGCGCCAUGCAGCAACGCAAGAGCAGCGAAGCACGCGGCUACCAAAUCUGAACGCUCGAUCUGCCAUUCGCCCCGAGCAGUCUGCGCAUACCUUUCCGGCACAAAGGUGGCGACCCUAUGGCGUCGAAGCGCAGCUUUCUCAUAUAAGUCUAGCUGAUACUCAUGGCGCGCUGAAAAGUUGCUUGAAGCCUUUCUGCGCCCCGCGGGGGGAAACACAUCCUACUGCGAAUGUCCCAGUGAUACAGGUGUCAUAGCUGCGCCGCUUCACCUGGAUCAGGAGUAGUAAUUAGUAGUGCUAUUAUACCUGCACGUCCUUUGCUGGCCAGAGUCAUGCGUGACCGACGCAUCUGCCAUAUUCAUGGACGAACCAUGGCUGUGCCAAUUGAUUC